AAGCAGUCAAAGAUUUUCAUUACAUGUCGCGAGACUAACUCCAACAUGCAUAUCUAGUGUUUUCCAAUAAUCAUUCCCCCAAGACAUGUUCAUAGUACCGCACAACAUACCACAAUAUAUCAAACUCCCCCAAACUCCCAACUACUAUGAAGAGAUUUACCAAAGAAAACUACAUCGUGUAUCUCUCAUGCCAAAUUUUGACCCGAAAAAAAGGGACAUCAAAUCAUGGAACACGUCUUACGUAUGACAUCUCUCGUUCCCAGAACAGCCUGGCCACUCCUGCAUUGCUUCCUCGACCCCGGCUCCACCCCCCCAUCUAUUCAUUUUUUUUAUACACAAAAGUUUUCCCAAGUCCACGUAAGUUUAGGCAAUCCGUUUACAGAAUGGAGAGAGAGAGAAGAAGAAGAAGAAGAAAACAUAUCCGGUGAGAGAAGGUCCAAGAGGCCGUAACGCAAGCUUGCAUAUGUACCCCGGUUUUGCAUUAGCCUAGCAUAACCUAAUCCCCAUCCAGAACGAAAAAAAAAGGUAGAAAAAAAAACCCCCACGGUUGGUUCAAAAAAUGCAGUGUGCCGAGUCAAGUGCCGAUGGAGUGUUUGCGGGGGAACGGACACGUGCAUCAUAUGAUGUUUUUUUUCUCCUCUCGGCUUUGUAGUACAAGCAGUAGAAAUCU
This is a messenger RNA of Bipolaris maydis ATCC 48331, 670 nucleotides long. Lineage: Eukaryota; Fungi; Ascomycota; Dothideomycetes; Pleosporales; Pleosporaceae. The record is from RefSeq and is a predicted model, not a curated record.